This is a messenger RNA of Hordeum vulgare subsp. vulgare (domesticated barley), 2038 nucleotides long. Its product is annotated as indole-3-acetaldehyde oxidase-like. The coding region runs from base 1 to 1104 and encodes 367 amino acids. The transcript is spliced from 3 exons. Gene Ontology annotation, molecular function: iron ion binding; oxidoreductase activity; FAD binding. Lineage: Eukaryota; Viridiplantae; Streptophyta; Magnoliopsida; Poales; Poaceae. The record is from RefSeq and is a predicted model, not a curated record.
AUGGCGGCGGGAGGAGCUGGGAGGCGGGCGGUUUUCGCUCCCGCGCUGGAGAGGAACAGGAGCGCGGGUUGGGAUUGGGUUUUCCCUCCCAACCCUCACUUCUACAGGCUGGGAUUGGAUUGUGGCAUCAAAGACUGGCAAGGGAUACCAGAACUUUCGUUCAUCGAGAGGAGCAGCAAGGGGGUGGAGAUCGGGGCAGCCGUGUCCAUCUCCAAAGCCAUCGAGGUCUUCUCAGAUGGCACUCCGGUGUUCAGAAAGAUUGCCAGUCAUCUCAGCAAGGUGGCCUCGCCAUUCAUCCGCAACACGGGGACCAUCGGCGGGAACGUAAUCAUGGCGCAGCGGCUGCCAUUCGCUUCAGACAUCGUCACAGUUCUUCUCACCGCAGGUUCGACGGUCACAAUCCAGACUGCUUCCAAGAUGGUGUGCCUGACACUGGAGGAGUUCUUGGAGCAGCCUCCCUGUGAUGCCAAGACCAUACUGCUCAUCAUAUUUGUCCCUGAUUGGGGUUCAGACAGUGUCAUCUUCGAGACCUCUCGUGCAGCUACCAGACCAUUCGGCAAUGUUGUCUCCUAUGUCAAUUCUGCAUUCCUGGCAAGGACUUCACAGGAUGCAGCCUCAGAGGGGUUCGUAAUUGAGGAUAUAUGCCUCGCAUUUGGCGCUUAUGGUGUCGAUCAUGCCACCCGGGCUCGGAAAGUUGAGGAAUUCCUAAAGGGAAAAUCAGUGAGUGCACCAGUUAUACUUGAAGCAGUUCAGUUACUGAAAGAUGUUAUCUCGCCGUCAGAAGGCACGACACACCCUGAGUACAGAGUCAGCUUGGCUGUCAGUUUCUUAUUCAGUUUCCUUUCUUCACUUGGUAACAACCUGAAUGCUCUCAAUGGGUCUUGUGUUAAUGGCUCCGAGAAGCAUGGUAAGGUUGCCAGCAAUGACUUGCCGAUUCGCUCAAGGCAAGAACUGGUUUUCAAUGACGAAUACAAACUGUCGGCAAGCCAAUCACGAAAUCCGGGGCCGAUCUGCAAGCUUCUGGGGAGGCUGUGUAUGUUGAUGACAUCCCUGCUCCUAGAGAUUGCCUCUAUGGAGCAUUUAUCUACAGCACACAAUUACUGAGCACAACGAUGGGUGUGAAAGAGUAUGUGCAAAGCGAAUUCGAUAAUGUCGAAGCUGGGAUCAUAAACGUGAAUAAAGACCUUUUCCCUGGUACAAUAACAUUUGAUGAUUUCCUAUGGGCGUUCGGAGUACUAAGGUCGAGGGUUUUCCCGGAGCUCCGUGGAGAUAAGCUUGCCCUCAUACCAUUUGCUGAUCUGGUAAGAUCUUUGAACUCAAAACAUGCCUACAUGUACUGAUGUUGCUUAUCCAAAAGGUUGCAAGUCAAUUCUCAUUUUGUCAAGAUUUGAAUUCAAACUCAUUUGAAUAGGAAGUAGAUAUUUCUAAGGUCCGGAAAAAGUUCAAAUAUUUGGUGGGGCUUGGUAAGGUGACAAAAUAAUUUAUUGGCAAAGUUUGGGGACAAAGUUUAAGUAGAAGUGACAUUCAAUUUUUAACUAUAUAAGUUUGUUCAUGGGUGAUUCCAAACGACUGGAAUAUUUAUUAUGGCUUCCAAAAUUAUUAUUUUUCGUGCAUACAUACGAGCAAUACUACUUGCUGAUCUCUAGAAGAACCAUGGCUGCAAGCUCUUCUGAUCCUAACUCUCAUCUCAAUCUAUACAUCUAAAACUCCACAAUCUCUUCCUCUCUCCAUUUGCUUGAAAUCUCUAUUCUCUUCCGACCCUAAGAAUAUAUUUGUUCCUGCUCCGUAGAUUGUCCAUACAUACUUUCAUCUCAUCAUGGUUGUAUGUAGGUUAUAGUCAGCAAUUUGAUGUAUCUUCCUGAAAUCCUGAUAGGUUUAUUACUCAUCUCUGGCAUGUAUGAUUUAAGGUAUGCGUGCAAAAGCGUAAUUUUAUCAGUUCAUGAAGAUAACACCUGUUUAGGCAGUGAACGCCAAAGUUAAUAUAGAUGUUUCAGUUGGCUAAUCCUUGAGAGCCAUGACAAUGGCUUAUCUAAUCCAA